This is a messenger RNA of Antrostomus carolinensis (chuck-will's-widow), 2247 nucleotides long. It is a transcript of the gene CD36, whose product is annotated as CD36 molecule (CD36 blood group). Gene Ontology annotation, molecular function: low-density lipoprotein particle receptor activity; low-density lipoprotein particle binding; scavenger receptor activity. Gene Ontology annotation, cellular component: cytoplasm; cell surface; caveola. The record is from RefSeq and is a predicted model, not a curated record. The coding region runs from base 219 to 1634 and encodes 471 amino acids. The transcript has 14 exons. Gene Ontology annotation, biological process: long-chain fatty acid import into cell; lipoprotein transport; amyloid-beta clearance by cellular catabolic process. NCBI's taxonomy places the organism in Eukaryota, Metazoa, Chordata, Aves, Caprimulgiformes, Caprimulgidae.
GUGCUCGGUGGGGAGAUUUAACAGCUUGUCUUCUCGUAACUUGAUGCAAGCCAUGUGUUAAGUGCUUGUACACUCAGCUGAAAAGUCACUUGCCCUUAUUCAAGCUUCUCUCAGGAAGAUCAUUGAGCCUAUUGGGACCAAGAAGUGAGAAAAAAACAUCAGGUCUUCCAACAAGGAAAUUUUUACAUUGUCUGCCUUCACCCUGACGAAAGAGAGGAAUGGGCUGUAACAGAAACUGUGGGCUCCUCACUGGGGCUGUCAUCGGUGCUGUGCUGGCUAUCUUCGGUGGAGUUUUGAUACCGGUUGGAGAUUACCUUAUAGGCAAAGCAAUAAAAAAGGAAGCUGUCAUUUCAAAUGGUACCAUUGCUUUUGAAAAUUGGCUUGUGCCCGGAAGUUCAGUUUACAGAGAAUUUUGGGUUUUCCAUGUGCAAAAUCCUUCAGAGGUAUUAGAGCAAGGAGCACGUCCAAAACUUGAACAGAGAGGACCUUACACAUACAGGGUGCGGUAUUUACCCAAAGAAAAUAUAACUGAAAACUCUGAUGGCACAAUAUCCUACAUGCUGCCUAACGUUGCUCGUUUUGAACCUGAUAUGUCUGUUGGGUCAGAAAAUGAUACCAUCACGUGUCUCAACCUUGCUGUUGUUGCUGCGCCUGCUUUGUAUACAAACACUUUUAUACAACUACUAUUAAAUACUUGGAUUAAAUCUUCUAAGUCAUCCAUGCUGCAGAACAGAACAGUGAAAGAAUUACUGUGGGGAUACAAAGAUCCCUUCUUAAACAAGGUUCCCUUCCCCUUGGACCCAGUUCUGGGAGUCUUCUACCCAUAUAAUGGGACCUUCGAUGGACUUUACAAAGUCUAUACUGGGAAAGAAGAUAUUAAAAAAACAGCAAUAAUUGAAAGCUAUAAAAACAAAAGGAAUCUUUCAUACUGGGAAGGUCACUGCGAUUUGGUUAAUGGCACAGAUGGGGCAUCAUUCCCACCGUUUGUUAAGAAGGAUGAGGUACUGCGCUUCUUCUCCUCCGACAUUUGCAGAUCUAUCUAUGGAGUUUUCCAGGGCAAGCAGGAAGUGAAGGGAAUCUCACUUUAUCGUUUCGCAGUUCCUCGUGAAGCAUUUGCAUCGCCUACUGAAGUCGGAGAUAAUUAUUGCUUCUGCACAGAUGAAGUCAUAUCACAGAAUUGCACAUUAGCUGGAGUCCUAGACAUUAGUGCCUGCAAAGCAGGAAGACCAGUAUUUAUCUCUCUUCCACAUUUUCUUCAUGCAAGUGAUUCUAUAUUGCAUAAUGUUGAAGGCCUGAGCCCAAAUGAGAAGGAGCACGAGACGUAUCUAGAUAUAGAGCCUAUCACUGGUUUUACACUACAAUUUGCGAAAAGGCUGCAAGUAAACCUCCUUGUGAGGCCUGCACCAAAAAUUGAAGCUUUAUCGAAAGUUAAAAAACCUUAUGUUUUUCCUAUUCUUUGGCUAAAUGAGUCUGCUGUUAUUGGGGAUGACAAAGCAGAAAUGUUCAGAAAUAAAGUCACCGGUCGAGUUCAGAUGCUGAGUGUGCUGCAGUUGGCGUUAAUGAUUGCAGGUUCUGUGCUGUUCCUCGCAUUCAUGGGCUCCUUUUUCAUAUGCAGAUCAAAGAAAUUAAAAUAAGUAACAGAAGACUUCAGAGGUAGUCAAUGUUUUAUUGAAAUUUCAGCCAAGCAGCCUGUUAAACUUCAGAGACAAAAGGUAUGAUUCAAGGAACAGUCAGUCCAUAUGCUAUGGAAUUCAACAUGCUUUUCCAUUUUGAGAAGACCAACUCACUAACCCAAAUAAGCUGAUGUUUCUGAAGGUCCACACUACUGACAUCACUAAAGAGGCUACCAUGGAAACUAGGCUUUCAAAUAACUUUGAUUAUUUGAACCUUGUUACAAUUUUUAAAUGACAUUCAGGCACACUGAAGUUCAGGUGCAGCUGGAUUUUAGUCCACCUUCUGCCAUUUAUGCAACUUGCUACUUUUUUUUCUUCUGGGAUUUUCAAGACAAAUGAAUGCCAUUUGCUGAUGUUCUGUCUCCGAGCACAGACUGGGAAUGACAACACCUUUGAGCUCAUGCUGUGCUCUAGAUGCUCUCAUUGCAAUGUUUCUUUCUGUUCCUUUAAGGAAUGGAAGCUGCUGCAAUAGAACUGCUCCCUGUCCUCUAUUCAGGGAUGUGAAUUGCGUUGAAUGUGAAGUUUAUUAUGUAAAGUUACUAACUGUAAUACAUGAAGUUAAUAAAAGACUUAC